AUUGCGGCUAAAAGCCAAAGUUAGAUCUACUCCGAUAGUAUGGCAUGUAGUCAGCAAUCCCGUCCUGCCCCCACCAGACUAUGAACGACGAUCAUUAUUGUUAUCGGCCCAUAUAAAGUAUAUUUCUUACUUUUUACUGUAGGUAGCAAAACGACGACUCGAGAUCUCACAUGCCGGCAGUUAGUUCUUUCCCUCACCCGCCAUCAACCACCAGUACCAGCACCACCGUUAUAAUUAUUAUCAUUGUAGCAAUUGUAACACGCAGUCAAUCCACGAUCAAUCGCAGCUUCUUCCGCAUUAACAAUCAGUUUCUUGGCCGCUCCUCCCCUCUCUGCCCCACCACCGCCGUCGCUGGCACCAUCAAUCACGGAUGUCUGCCCUCCGUGCCUUCCCCCCCACUCAAUCCGCCAUGGCUCGCUCCUCAAGAACGGCCACUGCCAAUUCUACCCCUCCAUAUUAUCCAGAAAGAACAAAACCAAGCAACGCUGCAAAAUAAUCGUCCGUCUCGUCUUUGUGUCCCAUCUGCCGCUGCAACAGUACCAGUCACAGUCAUCUUCCCCUCAAUAAUCAGUACACCAGCGUCUCAACGGACAAAAUGGCCAUCGGUGUCGCGAUUAUAGGCUCUGGCAUCUUUGCCACUGAGCAGCACCUCCCCGCCGUCGAAUCCACGCCCGUCCUCAAACUCAAAGCCAUCUUCUCGCGCUCCCUCGUCGCGGCCACCACACUCGCCACCGUCGCCAAGGGCGACGUCGACACCUACGCCGACGACAAUAAUGGCAAAGACUACGCCGCUCUCCUCGCCCGCUCGGACAUCACCGCGGUUAUCAUCGCACUGCCCAUCAAUGUGCAGCCUGUGUACAUCGAGGCCGCGCUCGCGGCUGGGAAACACGUGCUCUCCGAGAAGCCGAUUGCGAACGACAUUGAAGCGGCCGAGAAGCUGAUCCACUUCUACACGGCGAUGAAGGAGAAGGGAACCAAGGCGACGUGGGCAGUUGCAGAGAAUUUUAGGUUUCUGGCACCUUUCAGGUUUGCUAGACAGGAGAUUGAGAAGUUAGGGGGAGUGGUGGGGUUCAGGAUUAAGGUGUUCCAACAUGUGAAGGCUGGGACGAAGUAUUUUGAAACCGAGUGGCGCAAGAUCCCAUCCUACCAAGGGGGGUUCCUUCUUGAUGGCGGCGUGCACUUCACAGCCGGCACACGCCUCCUCCUCGGCUCCGUCAACCGCCCCGUCUCCCUCUCGGCAUACACUGCGCUCAUCCAGCCGCACUUGCCGCCCAUUGACACUGUUAACUCGAUCUGGCAGACUGCCAAAGGCAUAUCGGGGACUGUGCAAAUCAGCUUCGGCACGUCGCUGAGCGGGGAUGAAUACACCAUUGCUUGCUACGAUGGCAGCGUGAGCGUGAGCAGGGACACGGUUAGUGUUCACACUGGGGAGGAGAAGGACGGCAACGUGACGAAGAGAGUGCUUCUUUCUAGCGGAAGUGGAGUGAAGGCCGAGGUGCAGGCGUGGGCCGAGGGGAUAGAGGCCGGGAAGGAGAAUCCCCUCCAGAGCCCUGCGGAGGCGUUGGCGGAUCUGGAGCUGUUGGAGGCUAUGAUAAAGAGUGGAGAGGGCGACGGGGUAAAGGUUUUGUUGACGAGACAGGAAGUCUAAAGCCUGCGUUCCUAUGUGCUUAUAUACCCACAGAGGUAGUUUUGACGAGGGAGGGGUAAAGGCCAUGUGCCUAUAUGUUUAUAUGCUCGGCGGCGGUUGCUGACAGAAUCAAAGGGGUGGGAUAUGAGUAUAUCGCCUACAUCGCUACCCCUGAGGGGCUGGGUCGGAAUCAUGGCGACGUGGUGCAUUACGCACAGAUACAGCAUUAUUCUAUAGCUAUGACAUGGCAUUACUCUUUACAAUCAGUCACUCACUACACAUCCGUCGGCGUGAAUCGCAGCAUCCCUUUUUCGCAGCGAAUAUGCAACAUGGCUCACAGUUGGUAGAAUCACAGGACAGCCAGACAAAUUUAUAUCAUUCGCCCUCUAUCCUCUAUCUCUGACAUGCCAAUCAUCUGCUAAAGUUCAACUUGCAGUAACACAAUUACCGCGCUCAUCACAAUAAACCACAUACAUCCCAGCCAAACACUCGACAAGCACUAUGUGCAAAACAAUCUACUCUAUCCACCGGUGCGGGCACCCCGCCUCCCCCAUCCCGCUGUUCUACCGCUACCGCCCGCACCAGGGGUUAGACGACGCGGAAGCGCGGAGAGGGGCUGAGGAGGUACAGAGGCAUCUCCUGUUUGACUGCGCUGCUUGUCGCAAGGAGGUAGGCGAGAGAGGUGGGAAGGGAGGUGGGGGGAAGAUAUGGAAGCAUGGGGGGAGAGGUAUAGGGUGCGGGCGUUGUGUUGUUAUGUGAUGGUUGGAUGACCUUGAUGCGGGU
Molecule: messenger RNA, 2410 nt
Organism: Pseudogymnoascus verrucosus
Lineage: Eukaryota; Fungi; Ascomycota; Leotiomycetes; Thelebolales; Thelebolaceae
Exons: 3
Coding region: 596-1648 (350 amino acids)
Biological process (GO): NADPH regeneration
Cellular component (GO): cytoplasm
Molecular function (GO): nucleotide binding; oxidoreductase activity
Source: RefSeq, a predicted model, not a curated record